AUGCUUCCAGUCGAGGAUAUUAUCCGCAUAGCAGUCCGCGAAACGGAUGCUCCGGCCGUUGGCGAGGACUACGCCGCCAGCGUCCAGGCCGCCCUCGAGCAUCCCGAGUCUCUCACAUCAGAUCCCCGAGUACAGCAAGGACAGCAAGGCGCUCGACGUUGUUCGCUUCCGCGCCCUGCUCCAGGACACGGGCUUCCCGGCCGAAGUGUACCAGGACUCGAAUGGCGGGCUCGCCGAGCGCUGGAUCGGAUGGGGCGUCGAGACUGGACCCGGUCUUCAAACUCUGGGGGUUUGGCCGCGCAGGCGAUGGAGGGACUCAGCCUGAACGACUCUGCAGCCUCAACGCAGACACCCGACAAGCACCCCCUCAGCGCACUCGGGCACAAGGCCCCCGCAGCGCUGCUGAAGGUGUACGACGCGGAGGUGUCUUACCGCCCCGCGUCCGUGCUCGACGUGAUCGGUAUCGUGUCCCAGGGCAUGCUCCCUUCUUUCGACGACGGCGACGCCCCCCUCGUCCCCGCCGUUCACGUCCUCAAUGCCACAGUGCUCGAUGCGCCGCACGCUGCCACGCCGACCGACGCCGCCGCCCGGCAGAGCCUCGUCGAGCACCUGUCCCGCGCCUUUGAUCCGCCUGAUGCGACGGCCGGCGAGCUGCUCCUCCUCUCCCUCCUCGCGCGCCCAGACGUGAGGCAGGGUGUGGCACUGGGCCAGCUCAAUCUCAACGUCAUCCGCCCCAAGAACGGGAGCUCGCUGAACGCGCACCUCGCCCCCCUGACGCCGGCACUGGUCAACCUCCCCCUCUCACUUGAUCUGCUGCACCGCGCUCCGUUCCGCCCGAAAUCGGAUGGCGCCCUGCUUUCUCCCGGUCUCCUCCAGCUUGCCCCCGGCACACUCCUGCUCGUGGACGAGGACGCGCUCGGCGAGGGCGAGCUGCAGGAACGCGCCGUGCGCAACCUCCAGGCACUCUCCGAGCUGCUCGCAGAGCAGAACCUGACGUACGAGUACCCCUACUCGUCCGGCGUGCGGAUCCCGACCUCGAUCCGCGCGCUCGUCGAGAGCGAGGGCCGCUCGCUCCUCCCCGUCGACGCCGCGCUGCCCGCCACACUCUCAACCACCGUCCAGGCACCCUCCGAAGACGAUCUGGCCAGGUGGCGCGCCUACCUCGCACACCACAGUAGUUCCGCGCACGCCGCGACGUUCAGCAUGCCCGACGCCGUGGCCACGAUGAUCCAGGACGAGUUUGUGCGCGAGCGCCAACAGGGCGGCGCGGGGAGUAUAGAGAAGGCCGAGGCACGCCUCAAGCUCAGGAUGAAGCUGGCCCGGCUGCUCACGCUCAGCGAGGGGAGUGAGGUCACCGAGCCUGUCUGGCGGAGGGCGGUCGAGCUAGAGAACGAGAUCGAGAGGAGGAAUGCGGAGCGCGAGGCGAGGAGGAGGGAGAACACGCAGGGGAGGACGCUGGGACAGCCCUCGCAGACGGCGGCGACGCCUAAUGGCUCGGCGGAGCAGCCUAACGGAGAGCCCACGGCGCAGUAG
Messenger RNA from Trichosporon asahii var. asahii CBS 2479, 1533 nucleotides. RefSeq lists its product as uncharacterized. NCBI's taxonomy places the organism in Eukaryota, Fungi, Basidiomycota, Tremellomycetes, Trichosporonales, Trichosporonaceae. Gene Ontology annotation, molecular function: chromatin binding. Bases 1 to 1533 code for a protein of 510 amino acids. The record is from RefSeq and is a predicted model, not a curated record. The transcript has 4 exons. Gene Ontology annotation, biological process: DNA-templated DNA replication.